This is a messenger RNA of Anopheles marshallii, 339 nucleotides long. It is a transcript of the gene RpLP2, whose product is annotated as 60S acidic ribosomal protein P2. Gene Ontology annotation, molecular function: structural constituent of ribosome. Gene Ontology annotation, cellular component: cytosolic large ribosomal subunit; ribosome. Lineage: Eukaryota; Metazoa; Arthropoda; Insecta; Diptera; Culicidae. The coding region runs from base 1 to 339 and encodes 112 amino acids. The record is from RefSeq and is a predicted model, not a curated record. The transcript is spliced from 2 exons. Gene Ontology annotation, biological process: cytoplasmic translational elongation.
AUGCGUUACGUAGCUGCAUACCUGCUGGCUGUUCUGGGCGGUAACGCCGCUCCAUCCAACUCGGACAUCGAGAAGAUCCUCAGCUCGGUGGGCAUCGACGUCGAUUCGGCCCGCGUCACCAAGGUGGUGAAUGAGCUGAAGGGCAAAUCGAUCGAAGAAUUGAUUGCUUCCGGACGCGAGAAGCUGUCUUCGAUGCCGGCCGGUGGUGGUGCAGUUGCUGCUGCUCCUGCUGCUGGCGGUGGUGGUGGCGCUGCUGCCCCGGCAGCCGAGAAGAAGGAGGAGAAGAAGGAAGAAUCGGAAUCCGAAGACGAAGACAUGGGCUUCGGUCUUUUCGAGUAA